Exaiptasia diaphana is the source of this 1841-nucleotide messenger RNA. RefSeq names its product dystrophin-like. NCBI's taxonomy places the organism in Eukaryota, Metazoa, Cnidaria, Anthozoa, Actiniaria, Aiptasiidae. The record is from RefSeq and is a predicted model, not a curated record. The transcript has 7 exons. Gene Ontology annotation, molecular function: protein binding. Gene Ontology annotation, cellular component: plasma membrane. Gene Ontology annotation, biological process: synaptic signaling. Bases 42 to 1841 code for a protein of 599 amino acids.
UACGCUAACUGUACUUCCUUUUCCAGGAUUUAGAACAAGAAAUGGAAGCUCAGCAAGCCACUUUCGGUACGUUCAACAUGGCGGCUGAACGCGUGGCUGAGCAUCUUGAUGAAGACUCGCCAGGACUGGACAACAUCCAGGAUAAGAUGGAGGAAUUUAAUGAUCAGUGGAAUAAGAUAACUACUGAAGUUGGUAACAGAAUCGCACUGCUAAAAGGUGUAGAGUCCAAACUCCAACCAUUCAAACUCGAGAUCGACGAGAAGACUUAUUGGUUGAACGAAACAGAAAUGACUCUCAAGUCACCAAAGAUGAAUUUUGACAAUGACAAGAUGUCGAGUGAUGAAUUGUCAAGACAGUAUUCAAUAUUAGAGUCUCUCGACGGUGCCAGAAACCAGCGCAAACCGAGCGUCCUGGCCAUCCAGAAAAAGGGAGACGAAAUCAUGGAGCAGAUUCGUUCCCAGGGAACAAUUCCAGUCUCGUUUGAACACAACCUCAAAACCUUCAAUGAACGCUGGGAGACUGUGACUAAAUUAAUAGACGACAAAAAGCACAAGGCGUCCCUCGCGAGGCAGAGGCGAGAGGUUAUGGAUAUAAAUAGUAAAGUAGAGACGAUUAUAAAGGAAGUUGAACGGUUUAUGGACAUGUUGGGGAUAAUGCCUGAUAAUGAGUAUGAGAUCAAAUCACAGUUGGAUCAAUGCAAGCACAAGAUUGACGAUCUUCACAGCAACGAGAGACAUCUUAUCAAACUCAAGGAACUUUCCAGAAAUCUCUCCAAGGAGGACAGACAAACGCCAAUAUUUCAGAUGACAGUCAAGCGACUCGACGACCGCUGGACAACCGUCUCGUCUAAAAUCGAGGAACGUAAACGACAACUUACGUCAUUACUAGAGUCCGGUCCCCCUCAAGAGUAUCUGACGACCAUGGAUACUGUGUUAUUGAGCAUUAARAACGCUGAGACWUCGUUGGGUGGGGAUUUUCAAAUCACUGAAGUUGGUGGACUUGAGGACCAGAUUAGAAGGAAUAAGCAAAUUCAAACCACGCUACAAGAGCAGAAAAGAAACAUCGACUACCUCAACAGCACCUCAGACAAAUUCAUGAAGUCACURCCUCGWCAGAAACUCGAGCARCUGAGAGCCAAACUUACUGACGUCAACAAUAAAUGGAAAGAUGUUAUCAUGGUGAUAGAAAAACGCCAAACGCUUGCGCAGAAAGCUAUCAACCAAAACAACAAGUUCGCUGAUGAAUUAAAGGGUCUGAACAAAUGGAUUGCUGAGGUGAACGAUUUUUUGAAUGACCAGGAACCGGCUGCGGGUGAUCCCGAAACCCUCGAGGCACAGUUGGAUCAGAGUGAGGCACUCCAAAGUGACAUCACAAAGCUGCAACGCAAACUCGAUUCGCUUAAUGAGACCGCGACCUACAUGUUGGCUAAAGCCACGCCUACCUACGCCCAGCGGCUUCACACACAACAAGAUGACGUGACAAACCGAUGGGACGCGUUAGUACGUCACGCACACCGUGUCAAAGACAAUCUCCUGGCUGCUUUGGAGAAAUAYCAAAAACUUAAYCAUGAUAUGAARGARAUGAGUCACUGGAUCACACAGACUGAGAGAUCUAUUGCUGAUGAUGAUAGGGAUAUUGCUAGCGGAGAGAUUACUAAAGAGAAGAUAGACCAUUAUAAGGAUUUACAGCAAGACGUUUCAAAGCGUGCUCCCGUUGUGGUACGCAUCAACACCACAGCCAAUCAGCUUGCUGAUCACACCAAACAAGGCUCCGCUAAACCACUUGUAGAAAGYCUAAAGAAGCUKAACAGUGAUUGGUCCAGRCUUAAAAAYAAGGUAUGA